Messenger RNA from Leptinotarsa decemlineata (Colorado potato beetle), 741 nucleotides. RefSeq lists its product as uncharacterized. The record is from RefSeq and is a predicted model, not a curated record. NCBI's taxonomy places the organism in Eukaryota, Metazoa, Arthropoda, Insecta, Coleoptera, Chrysomelidae.
AUGCCAUCCACUGCAUUAAACAUUGAGCCAACCACCACCACGACAUCUUCAGAGACCACAACCGGGCCGCAUAACCUACCAAAAGCUGGGUCCGUAGUACCUCAGCCACCGAUGCCCACCACCAUGACAUCUUCAGAGACCACAACUGGGACGCAUAACCUACCAAAAGCUGGAUUCAUAGUACUUCAGCCACCGAUGCCCACCAGCAUGACAUUUUUAGAGACCACAACCGGGCCACAUAACUUACCAAAAACCGGAUCCAUAGUACCUCAGCCACCGAUGCCCACCACCAUGAUAUCUUUAGAGACCACAACCGGACCGCAUAAUCUACAAAAACCCGGAUCCAUAGUACCUCCGCCACCGAUGCCUGUGCCAACUGUUCAGGGGGCAACUUCCGUCCCAUCCUCUGGUAGCAAGAUGGACUUACCGACACCGCAGAGGAGCUGCAACUUAGUCAACGACGUGCUCGAACUCGGCAGAAUAUGCCGAGAGAGGAAGACGAAGCUACUAGUGAUCCGGGACAGCGAUGAGAGAUUGGCAGAGAUUGUCACACGCAAGCCACGAUUUGUGGUUCGACAGGAACAACUAGUCGAACGGAAAAGUUGUUUGCUGGCUGAACUGUCAGAGGUGGAAACCAACAUUGAAAGGGGAAGUCAGGACAUCGUCGGAGUCAAUGAGGAGUACCGUGUGAUUCAACGAAACAGUACCGGCCGGAAGUCGCCCAUAUUAGCAACUGUGUGA